Messenger RNA from Penicillium argentinense, 1494 nucleotides. Its product is annotated as FAD-binding oxidoreductase. The record is from RefSeq and is a predicted model, not a curated record. Bases 1 to 1494 code for a protein of 497 amino acids. The transcript is spliced from 5 exons. Lineage: Eukaryota; Fungi; Ascomycota; Eurotiomycetes; Eurotiales; Aspergillaceae. Gene Ontology annotation, molecular function: FAD binding.
AUGCGCGUCGGAUCUGUUGCUCUGCCCCUGGCGGGCGCCGCUGUGACUGUCGCGGCCAAUUCGAUGCCCUCGCUAAGCGCUGGCUGCCAUGCGCUGGCUAAGCUCCUUGGGGAUGCGGUGUUUUACCGCGACAGCAACGUUUACAAGUACGAGUCGAAGAACUUUUGGUCCAGCACGGAAAUUCUGUCGCCGGGAUGUGUCUUUCGCCCGCAGUCCAGCGCGCAGUUGGCUGAGGGUCUAGAGGCGCUUGUUGAUGCUAAUGCCGAGUUUGCGGUGCGUGGUGGCGGCCACAUGGGUAUCAAGGGCUCAAACAGCAUCAAUGGCGGCGUGCUCGUCGUGAUGUCCAACCUCACCACCAUGCACCUGAACGAGGACAAGUCCAUCCUGUCGGUCGGACCCGCUUACCGCUGGGCCGAUGUCUACUCGUAUCUCGGCAAGCACGACCUGUCCGCUGCCGGUGGUCGUCUGGGUCCUGUUGGUGUCCCCGGUCUGCUCCUCGCUGGCGGCAUCAACUUCUACGGUAACCAAGUUGGUUUCGGCUGUGACACUGUCGUUAACUACGAGAUUGUCCUGGCCGAUGGAUCGAUCGUGCAGGCCAACAAGACCAGCAACCCUGACCUGUUCUGGGCCUUGAAGGGAGGUAGCAGCAACUUUGGUCUGGUCACCCGCUUCGAUUUGGAGACCAUCAAGUCGCCCAAAGUCUGGGCUGGCUCCCACACGGUGUCUGAAAAAUAUAUCGACCGCUUCCUGGCUGCUGCCGCGAAAUACGCAUCCGACAUCUCUGACCCCAAGACUCACAUUGUCCCUGCUCUGGUGCCUGGUGAUUCCACCCUGGCUUCUGUGAUUCUUUUCUACGACAGUGACACCGUCAGCUACCCCGAUAUCUUCAAGCCAUUCACCGAUAUUCCGGCCAUUAGCAGCACUGUCGGCUUCAAGACUGUCGCGGAGUUCGCCGCUGAGACCGGUGAGAUGGUUGUCGAUGGCAUCAACGAUGUAUUCAUCGCCGGAACUGUCAAGGGCACCACCUACAAGGACCUCCACCAGGGAAUCAGCAUCAUCAACACCACCUUCUUCAACGAGCUCCCCAAGCUCUACAAGCAGAUCCCCGCCGCCAACAUCUCCACCAUCCAGCUGGACUGGCAGCCCAUCGGCGCCGACUGGAUGAAGGCCUCCGAGGCUCGUGGUGGUAACGCCCUGGGUCUGGAUUCCUCCCAGGUCUACCUCUGCUACGCCGAGGUCGUCGAGUGGAUCGGCUCGGCCUACGAUGACAUCGUGGCCAAGUGGGUGGAGGACACCACCCACGCGAUCAACAAUGCCACCAAGAAGGCCGGUCUGUAUGACGCUUUCAACUAUAUGGGCGACUCUGCCGGCUUCCAGUCGAUCUUCCCCGGCUACGGCGAGGAGAACCACCAGCGCCUGAUCUCGAUUGCGCAGAAAUACGACCCCCACGGCGUCUUCCAGACCCUCAUGCCAGGCGGAUUCAAGGUUUAUUAA